Messenger RNA from Gongylonema pulchrum, 1050 nucleotides. The record is from the annotation of a GenBank genome assembly. NCBI's taxonomy places the organism in Eukaryota, Metazoa, Nematoda, Chromadorea, Rhabditida, Gongylonematidae.
AUGUUUCACACUUGCAAAGAUUCGUACCUAAUGGGAUAUGAACCUGGAAGUUCGCUGUACCCGUACAAAGUUGUGAGUUGUCGGAGGCCCGAUGUGAGUGCUGUUGUGCAAGUGUUCACACCUAAUUCAUACCAUCACAGCGUUGGUUCACCAGUGUUACUCAUCAACAGAUCAUUCGCAGCGUUGCUCCGCAUGUCUGAGAAUGAAGAAGUGAUCCUGUUAAAGCUGGAUGAUGUGCCAUUAUGCCGUUCGUUUGAAGUGGAAGUGGAUUCGCCGCUGCAUUGGGAUAAUAUCCUGUGUUCGAUGCCAGAAAUUGAAGACUCGCUUCUGCAACAGAUCCAGCUUAUCAGCGUUGGCCAAGCAUUCCCAAUUCAUAUCGCAUUAGCUGAUCCUAUUCGCGUCACUGUUGUUCGAAUUGAAGCACUAUCAUCGGAGGAUCAGACGGUAGCGUACAUAAACGCGGACACUAAAAUGCUUGUGAAACCGUUCAUACGCGAAUUGGACCAGGGGAACGAUGAACGCCGGGAACAGCUACCCACUUCAGUUACCCGAAUUUUUGAAGAACUAUGCAUCGAUGCGGCUGGUACAUCGUUCUCUGCCAGAAUACGACACUACUGUGGCGAUGAAGGCACGAGUUUUGCGGCAAGGAUUCUGCCGGACAUCCUUCACAGGGAUUUUCACGAGCAAUCCUCCAUUCCAUUGGUUUAUGUAGUGAAAAAUUGCCAAAGCAGCUCACCGUCUUUCACAAUUGUCAGGCUCAAAGACUACGAAACAAAGAAAUCAGCUUAUGCCCUAUCUGUUGAUAUACCUUCCGGAUCUAUGCAUUUUAAAGCUGUAGCUGACUCUUUAAAGCGGUAUGCUGUACGCCACUGUCUCCUCUCUUCCUCACUGCGUGAAGUUUUUGGCAACUCGUACAAGUGGAUUGAAAUUUCACCUCUGCCGAAGGACUGCAUUCGCCAGGUGGACACACUGGAAGUAUUCUCGAAGGUUGCUGCACUAACUUAUUUUUUCAAAUUUUCUUUACUAGCUCAAAAUCAGAAAAAUUUUUAA